AUGGUUUUAGAAAAUGGGCCUAGAUGUAACUCUUCUGGUUCUGUAAAGAAAGAUAAUAAAAAAGGUCAAAAAGAUAGUAGUGUUUACGUACAAGAAUGGCUCAGCAAAAUUGAAAAUCCACUUGAAAAUUUAAGCAAAAUUAAUAUUUUGUCAAAUUCCAUGACUUCUGAACCAAAAGAUGAUGAUCAAGACAUACAUAAAAAUUAUGGUAUUUUGCCAAAUGUGACUUCUGAUCCAAAUAUCGACGAUCUUUCUGAACCAAAAGAUGAUGAUCAAGAAAUACCUAAAGAUUAUAGUAUUCUGCCAAAUGCGAUUUCUGAACCAAAUAUCGACGAUCUUUCUGAACCAAAAGAUGUUGAUCAAAAAAUACAUAAAGAUUAUAAUGUUGAUCAAGAAAUACAUAAAGAUUAUAGUAUUUUGCCAAAUGCGAUUUCUGAACCACAUAUCGACGAUCUUUCUGAACCAAAAGAUGUUGAUCAAGAAAUACAUAAAGAUUAUAGUAUUUCGACAAAUGCGACUUCUGAACCAAAUAUCGAUGAUCUUUCUGAACCAAAAGAUGUUGAUCGAGAAAUACAUAAAGAUUAUAAUGUUGAUCAAGAAAUACAUAAAGAUUAUAGUAUUUUGCCAAAUGCGAUUUCUGAACCAAAUAUCGACGAUCUUUCCGAACCAAAAGAUGUUGAUCAAGAAAUACAUAAAGAUUAUAGUUUUUUGCUAAAUGCGAUUUCUGAACCAAAUAUCGACGAUCUUUCUGAACCAAAAGAUGUUGAUCAAGAAAUACAUAAAGAUUAUAAUUAUAGUAUUUUGCCAAAUGCGACUUCUGAACCAAAUACCAAUGAUCUUUCUGAACCAAAAGAUGGUGAUCAAGAAAUACAUAAAGAUUAUAGUAUUUUCCUAAAUGCGAUUUCUGAACCAAAUAUCGACGAUCUUUCUGAACCAAAAGAUGUUGAUCAAGAAAUACAUAAAGAUUAUAGUAUUUUGCUAAAUGCGAUUUUUGAACCAAAUAUCGAUGAUCUUUCUGAACCAAAAGGCGAUGGUCAAAAAAUACAUAAAGAUUAUAGUAUUUUGCGAAAUGCAAGUUCUGAACCAAAUAUCGAUGAUCUUUCUGAACCAAAAGAUGGUGAUCAAGAAAUACAUAAAGAUUAUAGUAUUUUGCCAAAUGUGAUUUCUGAACCAAAUAUCGACGAUCUUUCUGAACCAAAAGAUGUUGAUCAAGAAAUACAUAAAGAUUAUAGUAUUUUGCCAAAUGCGACUUCUGAACCAAAUAUCGAUGAUCUUUCUGAACCAAAAGAUGUUGAUCAAGAAAUACAUAAACAUUAUAGUAUUUCGCUAAAUGCGAUUUCUGAACCAAAUAUCGAUGAUCUUUCUGAACCAAAAGGCGAUGGUCAAAAAAUACAUAAAGAUUAUUGUAUUUUGCCAAAUGCGAGUUCUGAAUCAAAUAUCGAUGAUCUUUCUGAACCAAAAGAUGUUGAUCAAGAAAUACCUAAAGAUUAUAGUAUUUUGCUAAAUGCGAUUUCUGAACCAAAUAUCGACGAUCUUUCUGAACCAAAAGAUGUUGAUCAAGAAAUACAUAAAGAUUAUAGUAUUUUGCCAAAUGUGAUUUCUGAACCAAAUAUCGACGAUCUUUCUGAACCAAAAGAUGUUGAUCAAGAAAUACAUAAAGAUUAUAGUAUUUUGCCAAAUGCGACUUCUGAACCAAAUACCGAUUAUCUUUCUGAACCAAAAGAUGGUGAUCAAGAAAUACAUAAAGAUUAUAGUAUUUUCCUAAAUGCGAUUUCUGAACCAAAUAUCGACGAUCUUUCUGAACCAAAAGAUGUUGAUCAAGAAAUACAUAAAGAUUAUAGUAUUUUGCUAAAUGCGAUUUUUGAACCAAAUAUCGAUGAUCUUUCUGAACCAAAAGAUGUUGAUCAAGAAAUACCUAAAGAUUAUAGUAUUUUGCCAAAUGCGAUUUCUGAACCACAUAUCGACGAUCUUUCUGAACCAAAAGAUGUUGAUCAAGAAAUACAUAAAGAUUAUAGUAUUUUGCUAAAUGCGAUUUUUGAACCAAAUAUCGAUGAUCUUUCUGAACCAAAAGAUGUUGAUCAAGAAAUACCUAAAGAUUAUAGUAUUUUGCCAAAUGCGAUUUCUGAACCACAUAUCGACGAUCUUUCUGAACCAAAAGAUGUUGAUCAAGAAAUACAUAAAGAUUAUAGUAUUUCGACAAAUGCGACUUCUGAACCAAAUAUCGAUGAUCUUUCUGAACCAAAAGAUGUUGAUCGAGAAAUACAUAAAGAUUAUAAUGUUGAUCAAGAAAUACAUAAAGAUUAUAGUAUUUUGCCAAAUGCGAUUUCUGAACCAAAUAUCGACGAUCUUUCCGAACCAAAAGAUGUUGAUCAAGAAAUACAUAAAGAUUAUAGUAUUUUGACAAAUGCGAUUUCUGAACCAAAUAUCGAUGAUCUUUCUGAACCAAAAGAUGGUGAUCAAGAAAUACAUAAAGAUUAUAGUAUUUUGCCAAAUGCGAUUUCUGAACCAAAUAUCGACGAUCUUUCUGAACCAAUAGGUGUUGAUCAGGAAAUACAUAAAGCUUAUAGUAUUUUGCCAAAUGCGACUUCUGAACAAAAUAUCGAUGAUCUUUAUGAACCAAAAGAUGUUGAUCAAGAAAUACAUAAAGAUUAUAGUAUUUUGCUAAAUGCGAGUUCUGAACCAAAUAUCGAUGAUCUUUCUGAACCAAAAGAUGUUGAUCAAGAAAUACCUAAAGAUUAUAGUAUUUUGCCAAAUGCGACUUCUGAACCAAAUAUCGAUGAUCUUUCUGAACCAAAAGAUGUUGAUCAAGAAAUACAUAAAGAUUAUAGUAUUUCGCUAAAUGCGAUUUCUGAACCAAAUAUCGAUGAUCUUUCUGAACCAAAAGGCGAUGGUCAAAAAAUACAUAAAGAUUAUAGUAUUUUGCCAAAUGCGACUUCUGAACCAAAUAUCGAUGAUCUUUCUGAACCAAAAGAUGUUGAUCAAGAAAUACAUAAAGAUUAUAGUAUUUUGCCAAAUGCGACUUCUGAACCAAAUAUCGAUAAUCUUUCUGAACCAAAAGAUGUUGAUCAAGAAAUACAUAAAGAUUAUAGUAUUUCGCUAAAUGCGAUUUCUGAACCAAAUAUCGAUGAUCUUUCUGAACCAAAAGGCGAUGGUCAAAAAAUACAUAAAGAUUAUAGUAUUUUGCCAAAUGCGAGUUCUGAACCAAAUAUCGAUGAUCUUUCUGAACCAAAAGAUGUUGAUCAAGAAAUACCUAAAGAUUAUAGUAUUUUGCCAAAUCCGAUUUCUGAACCAAAUAUCGACGAUCUUUCUGAACCAAUAGGUGUUGAUCAGGAAAUACAUAAAGCUUAUAGUAUUUUGCCAAAUGCGACUUCUGAACAAAAUAUCGAUGAUCUUUCUGAACCAAAAGAUGUUGAUCAAGAAAUACAUAAAGAUUAUAGUAUUUUGCUAAAUGCGAGUUCUGAACCAAAUAUCGAUGAUCUUUCUGAACCAAAAGAUGUUGAUCAAGAAAUACCUAAAGAUUAUAGUAUUUUGCCAAAUCCGAUUUCUGAACCAAAUAUCGACAAUCUUUCUGAACCAAUAGGUGUUGAUCAGGAAAUACAUAAAGAUUAUAAAAUACAUAAAAAUUAUAGUAUUUUGCUAAAUGCCAUUUCUGAACCAAAGUUCGAUGAUCCUUCUGAACCAAAAGGCGAUGAUCAAAAAAUACAUAAAGAUUAUAGUAUUUUGCCAAAUGCGACUUCUGAACCAAAUAUCGAUGAUCUUUCUGAACCAAAAGAUGUUGAUAAAGAAAUACAUAAAGAUUAUAGUAUUUCGCUAAAUGCGAUUUCUGAACCAAAUAUCGAUGAUCUUUCUGAACCAAAAGAUGUUGAUCAAGAAAUACAUAAAGAUUAUAGUAUUUCGCUAAAUGCGGUUUCUGAACCAAAUAUCGAUGAUCUUUCUGAACCAAAAGGCGAUGGUCAAAAAAUACAUAAAGAUUAUAGUAUUUUGCCAAAUGCGACUUCUGAACCAAAUAUCGAUGAUCUUUCUGAACCAAAAGAUGUUGAUCAAGAAAUAGAUAAAGAUUAUAGUAUUUUGCCAAAUGCGACUUCUGAACAAAAUAUCGAUGAUCUUUCUGAACCAAAAGAUGUUGAUCAAGAAAUACAUAAAGAUUAUAGUAUUUUGCUAAAUGCGAGUUCUGAACCAAAUAUCGAUGAUCUUUCUGAACCAAAAGAUGUUGAUCAAGAAAUACCUAAAGAUUAUAGUAUUUUGCCAAAUCCGAUUUCUGAAGCAAAUAUCGACGAUCUUUCUGAACCAAUAGGUGUUGAUCAGGAAAUACAUAAAGAUUAUAGUAUUUUGCCAAAUGCGACUUCUGAACAAAAUAUCGAUGAUCUUUCUGAACCAAAAGAUGUUGAUCAAGAAAUACAUAAAAAUUAUAGUAUUUUGCUAAAUGCGAUUUCUGAACCAAAGUUCGAUGAUCUUUCUGAACCAAAAGGCGAUGAUCAAAAAAUACAUAAAGAUUAUAGUAUUUUGCCAAAUGCGACUUCUGAACCAAAUAUCGAUGAUCUUUCUGAACCAAAAGAUGUUGAUAAAGAAAUACCUAAAGAUUAUAGUAUUUUGCCAAAUGCGACUUCUGAACCAAAUAUCGAUGAUCUUUCUGAAUCAAAAGAUGUUGAUCAAGAAAUACAUAAAGAUUAUAGUAUUUCGCUAAAUGCGAUUUCUGAACCAAAUAUCGAUGAUCUUUCUGAACCAAAAGGCGAUGGUCAAAAAAUACAUAAAGAUUAUAGUAUUUUGCCAAAUGCGACUUCUGAACCAAAUAUCGAUGAUCUUUCUGAACCAAAAGAUGUUGAUCAAGAAAUACAUAAAGAUUAUAGUAUUUUGCCAAAUGCGACUUCUGAACAAAAUAUCGAUGAUCUUUCUGAACCAAAAGAUGUUGAUCAAGAAAUACAUAAAGAUUAUAGUAUUUUGCCAAAUGCGACUUCUGAACCAAAUAUCGAUGAUCUUUCUGAACCAAAAGAUGUUGAUCAAGAAAUACAUAAAGAUUAUAGUAUUUCGCUAAAUGCGAUUUCUGAACCAAAUAUCGAUGAUCUUUCUGAACCAAAAGGCGAUGGUCAAAAAAUACAUAAAGAUUAUAGUAUUUUGCCAAAUGCGAGUUCUGAACCAAAUAUCAAUGAUCUUUCUGAACCAAAAGAUGUUGAUCAAGAAAUACCUAAAGAUUAUAGUAUUUUGCCAAAUCCGAUUUCUGAACCAAAUAUCGACGAUCUUUCUGAACCAAUAGGUGUUUAUCAGGAAAUACAUAAAGCUUAUAGUAUUUUGCCAAAUGCGACUUCUGAACAAAAUAUCGAUGAUCUUUCUGAACCAAAAGAUGUUGAUCAAGAGAUACAUAAAGAUCAUAGUAUUUUGCUAAAUGCGAGUUCUGAACCAAAUAUCGAUGAUCUUUCUGAACCAAAAGAUGUUGAUCAAGAAAUACCUAAAGAUUAUAGUAUUUUGCCAAAUCCGAUUUCUGAACCAAAUAUCGACGAUCUUUCUGAACCAAUAGGUGUUGAUCAGGAAAUACAUAAAGAUUAUAGUAUUUUGCCAAAUGCGACUUCUGAACAAAAUAUCGAUGAUCAUUCUGAACCAAAAGAUGUUGAUCAAGAAAUACAUAAAAAUUAUAGUAUUUUGCUAAAUGAGAUUUCUGAACCAAAGUUCGAUGAUCUUUCUGAACCAAAAGGCGAUGAUCAAAAAAUACAUAAAGAUUAUAGUAUUUUGCCAAAUGCGACUUCUGAACCAAAUAUCGAUGAUCUUUCUGAACCAAAAGAUGUUGAUAAAGAAAUACAUAAAGAUUAUAGUAUUUUGCUAAAUGCGAUUUCUGAACCAAAUAUCGAUGAUCUUUCUGAACCAAAAGGCGAUGGUCAAAAAAUACAUAAAGAUUAUAGUAUUUUGCCAAAUGCGAGUUCUGAACCAAAUAUCGACGAUCUUUCUGAACCAAAAGAUGUUGAUCAAGAAAUACCUAAAGAUUAUAGUGUUUUGCCAAAUGCGAUUUCUGAACCAAAUAUCGACGAUCUUUCUGAACCAAAAGAUGUUGAUCAAGAAAUACCUAAAGAUUAUAGUAUUUUGCCAAAUGCGAUUUCUGAACCAAAUAUCGACGAUCUUUCUGAACCUAAAGAUGUUGAUCAAGAAAUACAUAAAGAUUAUAGUAUUUUGCCAAAUGCGACUUCUGAACCAAAUAUCGAUGAUCUUUCUGAACCAAAAGAUGUUGAUCAAGAAAUACAUAAAGAUUAUAGUAGUUUGCCAAAUGCGAUUUCUGAACCAAAUAUCGAUGAUCUUUCUGAACCAAUAGAUGGUGAUCAAGAAAUACAUAAAGAUUAUAGUAUUUUGCCAAAUGUGAUUUCUAAACCAAAUAUCGAUGAUCUUUCUAAACCAAAAGAUGGUGAUCAAGAAAUACAUAAAGAUUAUAGUAUUUUGCCAAAUGCGAUUUCUGAACCAAAUAUCGACGAUCUUUCUGAACCAAAAGAUGUUGAUCAAGAAAUACAUAAAGAUUAUAGUAUAUUGCCAAAUGCAACUUGUGAACCAAAUAUCGAUGAUCUUUCUGAACCAAAAGAUGUUGAUCAAGAAAUACAUAAAGAUUAUAGUAUUUUGCCAGAUGCGAUUUCUGAACCAAAUAUCGAUGAUCUUUCUGAACCAAAAGAUAAUGAUGAUCAAGAAAUACCUAAAGAUUAUAGUAUUCUGCCAAAUGCGAUUUCUGAACCAAAUAUUGACGAUCUUUCUGAACCAAAAGAUGUUGAUCAAGAAAUACAUAAAGAUUAUAGUAUUUUGCCAAAUGCAACUUCUGAACCAAAUAUCGAUGAUCUUUCUGAACCAAAAGAUGUUGAUCAAGAAAUACUUAAAGAUUAUAGUAUUUUGCCAAAUGCGAUUUCUGAACCAAAUAUCGACGAUCUUUCUGAACCAAAAGAUGUUGAUCAAGAUAUACAUAAAGAUUAUAGUAUUUUGCGAAAUGCGACUUCUGAACCAAAUAUCGAUGAUCUUUCUGAACCAAAAGAUGUUGAUCAAGAAAUACAUAAAGAUUAUAGUAUUUUGCCAAAUGUGAUUUCUGAACCAAAUAUCGACGAUCUUUCUGAACCAAAAGAUGUUGAUCAAGAAAUACAUAAAGAUUAUAGUAUUUUGCCAAAUGCGACUUCUGAACCAAAUAUCGAUGAUCUUUCUGAACCAAAAGAUGGUGAUCAAGAAAUACAUAAAGAUUAUAGUAUUUUGCUAAAUGCGAUUUCUGAACCAAAUAUCGACGAUCUUUCUGAACCAAAAGAUGUUGAUCACGAAAUACAUAAAGAUUAUAGUAUUUUGCUAAAUGCGAUUUUUGAACCAAAUAUCGAUGAUCUUUCUGAACCCAAAGGCGAUGGUCAAAAAAUACAUAAAGAUUAUAGUAUUUUGCCAAAUGUGAGUUCUGAACCAAAUAUCGAUGAUCUUUCUGAACCAAAAGAUGUUGAUCAAGAAAUACCUAAAGAUUAUAGUAUUUUGCCAAAUGCGAUUUCUGAACCAAAUAUCGAUGAUCUUUCUGAACCAAAAAAUGGUGGUCAAGAAAUACAUAAAGAAUAUAGUAUUUUGCCAAAUGCGAUUUCUGAACCAAAUAUCGAUGAUCUUUCUGAACCAAAAGAUGGUGAUCAAGAAAUACAUAAAGAUUAUAAUAUUUUGCCAAAUGCGAUUUCUGAACCAAAUAUCGAAGAUCUUUCUGAACCAAAAGAUGUUGAUCAAGAAAUACAUAAAGAUUAUAGUAUUUUGCCAAAUGCGAUUUCUGAACCAAAUAUCGAUGAUCUUUCUGAACCAAAAGAUGUUGAUCAAGAAAUACAUAAAGAUUAUAGUAUUUUGCCAAAUGCGACUUCUGAACCAAAUAUCGAUGAGCUUUCUGAACCAAAAGAUGUUGAUCAAGAAAUACAUAAAGAUUAUAGUAUUUUGCCAAAUGCGAUUUCUGAACCAAAUAUCGAUGAUCUUUCUGAACCAAAAGAUGGUGAUAAAGAAAUACAUAAAUAUUAUAGUAUUUUGCCAAAUGCGAUUUCUGAACCAAAUAUCGAUGAUCUUUCUGAACCAAAAGAUGGUGAUCAAGAAAUACAUAAAUAUUAUAGUAUUUUGCCAAAUGCGAUUUCUGAACCAAAUAUCGAUGAUCUUUCUGAACCAAAAGAUGUUGAUGAAGAAAUACAUAAAGAUUAUAGUAUUUUGCCAAAUGAGACUUCUGAACCAAAUAUCGAUGAUCUUUCUGAACCAAAAGAUGUUGAUCAAGAAAUACAUAAAGAUUAUAGUAUUUUGCCAAAUGCGAUUUCUGAACCAAAUAUCGAUGAUCUUUCUGAACCAAAAGAUGAUGUUGAUCAAGAAAUACAUAAAGAUUAUAGUAUUUUGCCAAAUGCGACUUUUGAACCAAAUAUCGAUGAUCUUUCUGAACCAAAAGAUGUUGAUCAAGAAAUACAUAAAGAUUAUAGUAUUUUGCCAAAUGCGAUUUGUGAACCAAAUAUCGAUGAUCUUUCUGAACCAAAAGAUGGUGAUCAAGAAAUAAAUAACGAUUAUAGUAUUUUGCUAAAUGCGAUUUCUGAACCAAAUAUCGAUGAUCUUUCUGAACCAAAAGGCGAUGAUCAAAAAAUACAUAAAGGUUAUAGUAUUUUGACAAAUGUGAUUUAA
Diabrotica virgifera virgifera (western corn rootworm) is the source of this 8616-nucleotide messenger RNA. Its product is annotated as titin-like. The coding region runs from base 1 to 8616 and encodes 2871 amino acids. The transcript is spliced from 8 exons. Lineage: Eukaryota; Metazoa; Arthropoda; Insecta; Coleoptera; Chrysomelidae. The record is from RefSeq and is a predicted model, not a curated record.